Messenger RNA from Linum tenue, 564 nucleotides. The record is from the annotation of a GenBank genome assembly. Lineage: Eukaryota; Viridiplantae; Streptophyta; Magnoliopsida; Malpighiales; Linaceae.
AUGGAGGCAACAAGAAGCUACACCGCCCUCUUCUUCAUCCUCCUAAUCUCCCUCUCAUCAUCCUCUUCUUACGCAAAGAAGAGGAAAGAAUACAAGCCAUGCAAAGAGCUGGUCCUCUUCUUCCACGACAUCAUCUACAACGGCCACAACAAGGCCAACGCCACGUCGGCCAUCGUCGCGGCCCCCGAGGGCGCCAACCGGACCAUCCUGGCCGGCGAGUUCCACUUCGGGAACGUCGCCGUUUUCGACGACCCCAUCACCCUCGACAACAACCUCCACUCGCCGCCCGUGGGUCGGGCCCAAGGGAUGUACCUGUACGACACCAAGAACACGUACACGGCCUGGCUCGGGUUCAGCUUCAGCCUCAACAGCACCGAGCACCAGGGGAGCAUUAAUUUUGUCGGUGCCGACCCGCUGAUGAACAAGACGAGGGAUAUUUCGAUCGUCGGCGGGACGGGGGAUUUCUUCAUGCACAGAGGUGUCGCCACCGUGAUGACGGAUGCUUACGAGGGGGAAGUGUACUUUAGGCUGAGAGUGGAUAUGAAGUUCUAUGAGUGCUGGUGA